Molecule: messenger RNA, 2480 nt
Organism: Xiphias gladius (swordfish)
Lineage: Eukaryota; Metazoa; Chordata; Actinopteri; Istiophoriformes; Xiphiidae
Product: chromodomain-helicase-DNA-binding protein 7-like
Exons: 5
Coding region: 441-2480 (679 amino acids)
Source: RefSeq, a predicted model, not a curated record
AAGGUGAGCGAGUGUCUGGAGGGGAGGACUCGGGAGCGCGACCAGCCGAGGGAUCGAUCGGAUUAAACUCGAUUCGAGUGAAAUUAACACAAAGGAGAGAAGAGCAACGCACACUAGUCGGCGAGGUUGCGGAUGCGAGACACGCCGGAGAAAUAUUUCAUGAAAAACGUAAAACUUGAACUUUUUUUCCUCUGUUUAUUUAUAUUUCAAACGAAAAAGCACCACGGUGGAUUUUUUUUUUUUCAAGCAAGCGGAGAUACUAACCCUGCCAACAAGGAGUUGAUUUGAUUAAAAAACCCGAAGUGACCGAGCUUGUUGGGAACCAUAAUGAAGACCAUGGAGUAACAAGCUUCAAAUUAGCAGCUAGCUGAUUAGCUUCUCACUGCACAACACACCUCCCUCCAUCUAGUCCCCUCCAUCUGUGGGCCCCCCACCCAGCCAUGGCGGACCCAGGGAUGUUGAGUUUAUUUGGGGACGAUGCAGGGCUGUUCUCCGAUGGAUUAGAUGGUUUAGGAGGCUGCUUUCCUCAGCAGCCUGCCCCUGGCCAGUCCAAUCCUCUAACCCAGCAGACUAAUCCCUCUCUGAACCAUGAGCACCAGGGAAACAGGGGUUACCACCAGGGGAUGAUCCAUGGCGCUGGGACUGGUGCAGGGCAGCCUAAAUUGGGGCAAAUGUAUGACCACAGCCCAUACACAGGUUACGAUCAAUCUGGUUCCCCUGGAGGACGACUGAUGGCCCAGAAUGGUCCCAGCCAGGGGCCACCAAAUGUGAAUGCAGCCAUGAAUGGCAUGGCUUCCCACUACCAUAACAACCCAGCUAGCUCCAGCAACCCCCACCAUGGGUACCCAGGUGAUGCUGGGGCAGGAGGAGGUGGGGGUGGAGUUUGGGGCCAGCAGCAGCAGAGCAGAUCAGCUUAUCAACAGCCUCCAACACAACCAGGGGGCGGUUCCAAUCAGAUAGGAGGCUACCAGAUGUCUCAAGGCAACUAUGGGAUGCAAGGCCCGCCUACACCCAAUGCAACUCGCAUGAACCAACACUACCCUCCACAGAGCAUGGCACCCCCUCCUGCUCAGGACCCAUCUCACUACCUGGGACAUGUUGGAAUGGGGGGGUCACAGAUGAGACACCCCCAGCCACAACCCCAGGGCUAUCCCAACAUGGGUCACACACCGCGAUACCCACACUCCCCCUCCCGACAGCCCCCACACACCCACCAGCACCAACAGGGCUUGGCGGGGUUUGGGGGAGGCCAGUACCCCGGCUAUCAGGCCCAGUAUGGAGCCAUUGGACCUGGGAUGGGUCAGAGUCCUAAUACUAACGUCAGUACUAACACCAGCCAGGCCAUGGGACCAGGGCAGCUUGGCCAGAGGUUUAACCAGGGAUCAGGCCCAGCAGCAGGGCAGCAGGGGCAGCGAUAUCCCCCUGCACCACCACACCAACCCCAGCCCCUUCAAACCCAUUCUACCCCUAUGCAGCAGCAGGCAGGACAGCAGGGCCAGCCUAUGCACCCCCUAAACCACACCCAGCACCCCCAGAAUGUGCCCCAGUCUCAAAACCAACCCCAGUCCCACCUUGUCCCCUCAGCUCAGGGAUCUUACCCCUCCCCCUCGUCCAUGUCCCCCAUGCGGGUUUUGGGAACCCCAACCCCUCCUCCCCAGCAGGGCAGACCCCCUAGCGCAGGACUAGCUGGGCCCUCAGAGGUUGCAGGGUACACAGCCUUGCAGUCUCCACCCAAUUCUAUGCCCCAUCCACAGAGAACUCCCCAGACCCCUCUAUCUGCCCCACACCCCCAACACCAGCAGCCCCACAACAUGCCCACCAAUGCAGGGCAGAUGUAUCCCGGCAUGGGGCCACAGCGUGGUCCACAAAUUGGUCCAAACAGACCUCAGCUACAGCAACAGCAAGGACCUCAUGAAGCUCCAGUCAGCCAGGGGGGGGACCAGCGUCUGCUCCAGGCACAGCAGCAGGCCUCUCGAAGCGGGCAACCCCUGCAGUCUGCUCCCAUGGGUUUCCACGGUCCACCUAUCAGUCAACAAGGAGCUCCGGCCUCAAACCAGGGCUUAGCACCGCCCACCCAGAAUGCUCAGACACAGCACACACACCUGCCCCCCCACCACCUACAGAGCACAGCCCCUCAAUCCAACCAGGGAUCAAACCCAUGGGCACCUACAGCUCCUGCCUCCCACCCGCUCUCCUCUCCCCCUCUUACUCCACAGAAAGUGCCUCACAUACAGUCUGUCCUGAUUGGGAUGCUUUCUCAGCUUGUCCCUUACAGUUUGUCAGAUGAGAGCUACAUUAGCAAAAGCAAAGAGUUGAAGGCAUUUGUGUAUGAGGGAGUCAGAGCCCGUUUUAUCCCAAGGAAGAGGGAGGGCCAAAGCAGCAGGCAGGGGUCAGCGCUGGGGGAGGUGUGUGUGUGCGCGGGCGUAUGCAUUCAUCGGCCACUGGAGAAGAGUCGGGGGCGGGGAAUGUGGGAGGCCUAG